UACCAGUUCAUUUGCCCUGAGUGCAAAGUAUAAGAAAAUACUUGCAGCUCUAAUCCGCAAGCUAUAGUGGUUGCGUCUCCACAGUUAAAAAUUCUCAAGUGGGAACAAGGAUCAAACAUACAGACAAACAAUUUAAAAAUAUUCUAAACAGAUUAUGAAUGAAAUACAGACAUUUAUAUGUGAUUAGAAUUCAUCAUAAUGGCACUAUCUUACUGUAAAACCACGUUUAUUUUUAAAGAUAGCUCUAUAAGGACAGGUGUAUUUUAAGUUCCUUUUUAAACAAGGGAGUGAAGCACGUGCUCUAAGUUUAAAAGGCAGAGAGUUCAAGAGCCCCGAUUCUAAAAUUUAUGUAAAGGAAUACUUGUAAUUCGUAUUCAAUAGUUACGAGAGGUAAUAUUACUUUUGGUGUCAUCGGCUCUGACAUCAAUGAGGAAAUAAUAUGUUCUCUUUUUCAAUCAAAUUUUAUUAUUUUGAACUUUCAUGAGAUGGUUUUAGAGUCGGUUAUAUGAUUGAAUUCUUAUGAAUCAGCUGUUGUCUAAUUGAACCUCAGCACGCCCUUAUUUGGAAGUAAAUUUCUAGAACCUUUUUCAUAAAAGUCACGUGGUCUAAUUUAACUUACCGAACUAUAUAAAAGUUAAAUUGAGUUACAUAAUCUUUGCAGAUGCUUUUUUAAAUUAACUCAUGAAGUUUAGCGUUCACAUCUAAAAUGUAUCUAACAAAACUUUGUCUUUUUUAUUUAACUGUUAUGUAUAAUAUUUAUACAGUCAGCGGUCGAUGCCAACCGAACAAAAAGAAAGAUUGCAAAGAAUGUCCCUUGGGUUAUAUAGGUGUGAAUUGCUCAAUUCCGUGUAGAUACCCAGGUUAUGGCCCUGCAUGCCAAAAUGUAUGCAACUGUAAGGAGGAAUAUUGUGACUUUUCAACAGGAUGCAAAGAGAGAAGAGUCCACCUUCCCAUUCAAAAAGGCCUUAAUGCAGUUGUGCAAAAUCGUAUGUAUCCAGCCAGAGAGAUGACUGAUUUGAAACCUGGGGAGGAUCUUCAAUCAGUUCCAAAACAAGGUACACAUCCUGCUAAAAACACGAUUCAAUCUGAAAAACCAAAGAAAUCAAAGACAGAAUCAUAAACAACGCCCAUCCUCAUUGGUACUGUGGUUGCUCUUUCUUUGAUACUUUUUGCCACCGGUUUAAAGUUUUCUUGGAAAAGGGCCAAGCGAUCCUGUCUGAGAAAAAGAAGAGAAGACAACGUCAUGCCAAACAUAAAAGUCGAGCUAAAAAGAAUAACUUGUGAUUAUGAGGACAUGAAAGAAAAUUUGUAUGAGGAUCUGGACGAAAAAGAAACAUGUGAUAACAAAGACAAAAAGACGGAAGGCACAGCAGAAAAUGAUUACAUUGACUCUCUCAACAUCACAAAGAUGGGAGGGAACAAAAAUGAUGACCGAGAAUCCAAACAUUUUUAUGACGCCUUGAAAUGACAUGAGGAGUAAAAACGUGUGCAGGAACAUACAUUGGACUAAUAAAUUCUUUAAAUAGUUAUAUAGCGAAGAUUCUAACAAACGCAUUGGGAAAGUGUGUGUCGUUAGGGGAAGGGGAUGAGGCUUUUGAACAUGAAAACAGUACAUAAAAUAUUUCCAAUUUAUGCCUUCAAGUAAAGCAGUUGACACAUUCAUCGUCCUGAACUAGAAGGCAUCGACAGAGACAAUCAACAUGCAUGCAAGAAUCUUUUAUUACACUUGUAGUGACUUUAGAUUAUCAAAAACUAUGUUACUUUGAUUAUUUUAAUGGAUUUGACGUUUUAUCAGGGUUUAGUUAGGUUGAUAACUUCCUUCCUGAUUAAAAUGUCUCUCUUUGUCAAAGUCAAUGAACAACCUAUGUAACAUGUACAUUUACAAAAAAAUCAGAUUUGUUAUAUCAUUUUCGUUAUUUCUUAAUGAAUCAUGAAGAAUAAAG
Messenger RNA from Saccostrea cuccullata (small rock oyster), 1943 nucleotides. RefSeq lists its product as uncharacterized. The coding region runs from base 707 to 1120 and encodes 137 amino acids. Lineage: Eukaryota; Metazoa; Mollusca; Bivalvia; Ostreida; Ostreidae. The transcript is spliced from 4 exons. The record is from RefSeq and is a predicted model, not a curated record.